UGUACAGAGUUUCGAGUAUUUAACCACUUUCAACUUCUGAUUUCCUUUCUCACAACCACUACUUAUACGUACUACACAUGUUUCAUAAUUCCCAAGUGAUCUGAUCAUCAUCUCCUUAGUUGUUUAAUUUCGAUCGUCGUCAUUAAUGGCAUAUUGGCUUGUAAUACUAGGGAAGCUGCUAGCUUGGAUCUUGCUGGUGUCAAGUUUCCUGCAGCAACAUUUUGCUAAUGGGGAGCCCCAAGUACCCUGUUUCUUCAUAUUUGGGGACUCGUUUUCCGAUAACGGGAACAAUAAUAACCGUGCAACGGUGGCAAAAGCUAAUUAUCAACCAUAUGGGAUUGAUUUCCCCAAUGGGACGACGGGGAGGUUUACCAACGGUCGUAAUCUGGCGGAUUUCACUGCGGAAAAACUGGGUUUUCCUGUGGAUUCCAUCCCACCCUACGCAAAUGCUGCUGACGGAUCGGUGGGGAAAAUACUUAAGGGUGUCAAUUAUGCAUCUGGCGGAGCGGGAAUUCUGACUGAAACUGGAAAAACACUGGGUGAUCUGAUACCCGUGGAUGAGCAGUUGAUAAAUCACCAGAAAACAGUAUCGCGCAUUAUCAAUGCGUUGGGAAAUAAGAACGCCACUCAACUCCUAAACAAAUGCAUAUACUCGGUUGCAAUCGGCACUAAUGACUACAUUAACUACUACCACGCGCACAAGUUCUAUCCUACUAGUACCCCUUCUCAAUUCGCUGAAAUUCUCCUUCAGAAACUCUCUCAGCAAUUAAGGACUUUGCACCAGCGUGGAGCAAGGAAAAUAGUCGUUUAUGGACUGGGUCUACUCGGUUGUUUUCCAUAUGCAGUGAAAAGAUACGGAGCGAACAUUUCUGGACGUGUCGACAAAAUCAAUGAGGGUGUCUCACUUUUCGACAGUGGGCUUAAAUCACUGGUGUCCGACCUCAACAACAAUCUAACCAAUGCUACUUUUAUCUUCAUAAACAGUACUGGGAUUUCGUUAGACAGCAUUUCAGGUUCCAUUACAGUUUCAAAUGCAGCUUGCUGUCAAGUGUCGGAGCUGUUCACAGCGCCGCAAUGCAUACCUUUUGCAGAGACAUGCGGCAACAGGAUCCAAUAUGCUUUCUGGGAUGAAGUGCAUCCAACUGAAAUCGCAUUUUCGGCUACUGCGGCAAGAGCAUACAGAGCUCUGCUUCGAACUGAUUCUUAUCCAUUUGAUAUUCAACGCCUCGCCCAGAUCUAAUCAAAUUAACUAAUAUGUGAUGAGAAAAUAUUCUCUGGUGAAAAUAAAUUAAUAAUUAUAUAUUGAUGUAGUAACCAUGAAUAAUGCUUAAAUUGCCGAUGGGUACGUUUGAUCUAUAUAUAAUAAAUAAAGUUUGUUCUAAAUUGAUAGCUAAGAGCCUAAGUACAGUACCACAGAUCAUGAAAAUAUUAGUUCGGCUACGUACGUCGCUACAAGAGUUCAGGCGUUUUGCGGCGAUUUCAGGUCUGUUGGAAAUAAAAUCGCUGUAAAAACCCUUUAAUUGCAACGAUUUAGUCAUUGCUGCAGCUUCUUUA
This is a messenger RNA of Carya illinoinensis, 1554 nucleotides long. Its product is annotated as GDSL esterase/lipase At1g29670-like. The transcript has 5 exons. Gene Ontology annotation, molecular function: hydrolase activity, acting on ester bonds. The coding region runs from base 146 to 1240 and encodes 364 amino acids. NCBI's taxonomy places the organism in Eukaryota, Viridiplantae, Streptophyta, Magnoliopsida, Fagales, Juglandaceae. The record is from RefSeq and is a predicted model, not a curated record.